Bathycoccus prasinos is the source of this 396-nucleotide messenger RNA. RefSeq names its product phenylalanyl-tRNA synthetase, beta subunit. Lineage: Eukaryota; Viridiplantae; Chlorophyta; Mamiellophyceae; Mamiellales; Bathycoccaceae. The coding region runs from base 1 to 396 and encodes 131 amino acids. The record is from RefSeq and is a predicted model, not a curated record. Gene Ontology annotation, molecular function: tRNA binding. The transcript is spliced from 2 exons.
AUGUCCGACGACGAGGCAGACGAAAACGACGAGUACCUCUCCCAAUUCGUGGUGGCAAAAGUCCUCGAGAUUACACAAAUCCCGAACAAAGACAACUUAAAAGUGAUCAGAGUCGAUGCAGGAGGAGGAGGAGAAGACGACGUUUUAUCCAUCGUGACGAACGCGAAAAACGUCUCGGAAAUAGGAUUGUUGAUAGCGAUAGCGAGAGUAGGGGCGACGUUGAAAGAUGGGACGGUGAUUAAAAAGCAACUGGUUGGUGGGGAAAUGAGUUCUGGGAUGGUUUUAGACGCGCCGCUGUUGAAUUGGAAGAGCGGGAGUCACGGUUUAGCGGCUAUUUUACCUGCCGAAAUCGAGACCGAGGAGCGACGGGUUAGCUGGAAACGACGACGAUACUAA